AUGGAGGAGGAUGGCAUGGAUUCGCUGUUUGAGGGGAUGGUUUUGUUCCCACCUUCUAAUCAAUUUCCCGAUGAACAACCUGAUCAACAACAACAACCUUUUCUUGAUGAUCCUCCACCUAAACAUCCACAAAAAUCUGCAUCUGAAUCUGAUGAUACAAUUGUUAAUAGAAACGAUAAUAUAGCAGUACCAGAAGCAGAAGCAUCAUCCCAUCUACAUCAAGCUCAACAAUUACCAGAGCCCCUUGAUGAAAACCUUUUCUCUUCCCUCGAAACCCUAACCCAAUCCGAUCCAAUUACCACUUCUCCUACUUCUAAUACUAAUACUUCUGCUCAUCCAACUACAAUUAUCUCCCGCCAGAUUUCUUCUACUUCUAGAAAGAAAAAGAGAGCUGCUACCGUCAGGAUCGGCUAUGCCAGAGAUCAUUCUCAUCCUCCUCCUUCUCCUCUUGUUACUUCCAAUCGCAACAACCUCAAUGUUGAUCAUCAUCAUCAUGACGACGAUGAUGCCUCUCAAUCGCCAUCAUCUGUUGUUGCCAAUCCUAAUGACGAUGAUGAUGCCGACGCUGGUAAUUCCCUCUCAGAUUCACGAUUCGAAAAUAAAAAAGAUGAAACCUUGUCCCAAUAUGACUACAUUAAAGCCCAAACUUUUGACAAGCUCGAGACCGCUCGGCUCUUGAUUGUCUCUGUUUUUGCCGCCCGCAAGGAGUCUAUCUCAAGGAGAAGAAAAGCUGCUGAGGAUCUCAAUUUAGCAUCUGCCAACCACGCUCAGUUAGAACACCAGUUGGAGGAUGCUUGUGAGGCCGAAGAUUUCGAGACCGCCCAAAGGAUUAGCGACAGCCUUGCUGCUGCUGAGAAGGAGAGGCAAACUCUGCUUCUUACUCUCAGAGACGCUGAAGCCCACUGCGAUGCUAUCGACUCUCAGAUGUCCCAUGCUCUUGACUCCCAGAUUGCUGCUGAGCAAGAAUGCGCUUCUCUUCUUCUACAUUUUGCUAAGGAUGCAGAAAAUAAUGCAGAUUUGAUCGUGAAGAAUGCACAGCUUUUUUCUUCAAAAGAAAUCGAUGAUUGGUUUUCAUCCUCCCAAGUCUUGGAGGCCAAGAAGAUAGAACUAGAUAUUGAGUCACAUUUCAUAAAGGAAGCACGCUUGCAGGUGAAUGAUUCUAUCCAGCAUUCAGUCGAGGAUGAUAGGAAUGAGAGAGAAAUUCUUUGUAAGAAAAAAGAUGUGCUCAAUGAUGAACUGCACCAUCUUCUUGAUUUAGUCAAACAGAAGGAAAUGGAGUUAGCGGAGAAUGAUACUAAAAUCAAAGCAGUUGACGAAAGGAUUGCUGCGGUGGUCUCUGAUUUCAAGGACAUUCAAUCAAGUGUUAACGCUAAGUUUGAUGACUUGCAAUCACACCUUUCUCAGAUUCACCUUCAGAGUGAAGCAUUAUCCACAAAAAGAACGGAAAUUGAUAAGUUCCUUUCUGGAGAGGAAGACCGUGGGGCUAAGCUUAGGGAACUAGCCAGACUUUCGGAAGAUGAAGCAAAAGCCUACCAGGAAGUUGUUGAGCUGAGAAAAAGCCUCAAGUUAUCCAUUUUGAAAUCUAGGGAAGAAAAAUUGAGGCUGGCAAAGACUGAGGAGAAGCUUACCUUGGAUGUCCAGAUGCUCCAACAGGAAGUUUCUGCUGCAAGAGGUUCCCUGCAGGAGCUAUCGUCAACUAAGUCCAGCAUCCAGCAAAAUAUAUCAUCCUUCAAGCAGAGAAUUUUAUUCAUAGAUAAAAGAGUCCCAGAACUGGAGGCAGAAAAGAAAGUUGCUGCUGCUGCAAGAAACUUCAAGGAAGCUGCACGAAUAGCUGCUGAGGCAAAGUCAUUGAGUGUUGAAAAGGAUAGUUUGCAGAUUGACUUGGAAAAGGAAACUUUAGAGCUUGAGAAGCUCGAGGAAGAUAUUAAAGACACUGUUACCAGAUUGCAAACCACCGAGGGACUGAUAUUAUCCAAGGAAAAGGAGGUUGCCAUGGCUAGAUUCCAUAGGUUACUAUUAAUUGCUGGUGCUGCCACAGCAGAAAGAUUUGCUGCUCUAGAGCUAGGUGACAUUGAAGAAGCUAACCUCCUACUUGCGGAGGCUGAGGCGGCAAACGAUGAAGCAAAAAAACUUCAACCUAUAUACAAUUUUAAAGAGGAAGACUUUUCAAUACCAAAACAUUUUAUCUCCAUGGAACUUGUAUCCAAUCUUGGGAGGAAGCAGUUAGCAGAAUUGACAGCAUCCGUUCAUUCCCAGCAUCAAAAUGACUAG
Molecule: messenger RNA, 2271 nt
Organism: Dovyalis caffra
Lineage: Eukaryota; Viridiplantae; Streptophyta; Magnoliopsida; Malpighiales; Salicaceae
Source: the annotation of a GenBank genome assembly